GAGUUUAGCAAACAUAAUCAUUAGGUCUCGGAUACUCUAGUGAGUUUGGUUGAUUAAUGUUAAUGAAUUGGACAAUUAUUGCUAAUACUUGGAUGUUUGAAGUGUAAAAUUGGAAUAUUUAGUUGGUUCGGAGUUUAUUUUCAGUGUUUUGGAGGACUUUAUCAUUUUCCAGCUGUUUGAAAGGGACAUAUUUUAUUUGUAGAAGAAGUGUGGUGACUGUUUAAAUUUGUUUGUAUUAAAUAGUGAAAGAAACUUUAAAAAAAGGAAAAUUCUGCAUGCAAGGAAGGAACACUAUAAACAAAUUUGUGUAAAAUCUGCAAUGAAAGUUGUUAAACCAUUGAAUAAACAGAUCAUUUCAAAAUUGUUUGCCAUUCAAGAUGGUUGUAUGGGACGCUGAAGUUAGCUUUUCUAUAAGUUGGAUUACUGCCAAUGACAUGUCUGCGCCAGAUGUUCGUCGCAGCCAGACAGAAGCGGAGAAGAAUGUGAACAGACUGCGUAACUGUAUGCCUGAGAAGUUGAUGACAUUUUGUAAAAUGCACCUCUCGUUCCUACUAGAACUCGAUGGUAGCAAGCUGGAAGAGAUGUUUAUGGAGUCGUCCAGUGUCGACUGUAACGCCAACAAGAAGAAAAAUGCCACACCAUUCUCCACUAAGAAAAAAGAUCGUACUAGUGGUCCGGUCACUGCUCCGCUGUCGAAGGAAGUUGUGUCCUGUAUGUAUAAGCUGAUCAGUUACCUUCAGAAGACUGAGAAUUUGAAGACUGAGGGUUUGUUCCGUAAGACUGGUAAUGUUACUCGCCAACGCCUCCUGAAGGAGUGGAUCCACCAGGGUGCAGAGCUGAACUUGAAUGACGGUACAUUCUCCCCACACGAUGUUGCCACUGUCCUGAAACAGCUACUUAGUGACCUCCCUGAACCCCUGCUUACCCAGAAACACUUCGAGGCCCAUCAGCAAAUUGUUGACAUGUGUCGCCACUGUCAGUCAGAGAAAGAGAAGGCUCGCGCCGGUGAGAAGCAGUUGAAGGCCCUACAGUUGUUGAUGUUGUUGUUGCCCAGAGAGAACGCCAUCCUCCUCGAGUGUCUGUUUGACCUACUUCACAAAGCUGCCCACGUCUCUGAGAACAAGAUGUCCACCAGUUCCCUCGGUGUUGUCUUCGCACCAAGCUUACUCUGCCCACGAAAGCUUACCCCAGAAGAGAUGCACUCUGUAUCGCCCGUGUUGAGCAAGGUCGUUGCAACCAUGAUUGAGAAAGCCCCGUCCCUGUUUGCCGUCCCUCGUGAGCUUGGUGAUGAUGUAGCCAACUUCUGGCGUGAGAUGGAAGACCCUAACGUUGAUGUUUUCACAUGUGAUAAGGAGAAUGUCGACGACCAUGCCAACAUCCAGAAAGCUAAGUAUGGUAGCUCUAGUGCUGUGAACACAGUCCUGACCUUCGCUGAGAGGAAGUCCCCUGAAGAGUUUGACUCUGCCCAGGACACUCAGGUUGCUCUCGCCCAACUCUACGCCCACGUCCAGGCCAUGCCCGAGUCGGCUAAGAAGAAGAAACUCCUGAAACAGUUCAACCGUGCCAGUGGUGUUCAGCCCAACAGUACUAAGAAGGGAAAGCACUCUCGCAGCCGUACGUUCGGGGAAUCUCUCAAGAAACACUUCCCAAUCUUGUCGAGACACAAGUCCCGAGAUGUGUGCGAGUCAGAGGACAGCGAUGUGACAUGGAGUAUCACGAAACCCAUCAUGGUGGACGACAGCAUUGCAAACAUCUCGUACAUGAAGACCCCUGACAACAGAUAUACUCCAGUACUGAGACACAGUCCAGCUGUACAUGUUGUAGACCUCGGUGCCUCCCCGUGUAACGUAAAACCCAAGAAACGCCUCAGCGACGAAAACAUUGACAGCCAAGUGAAAAACUCCAAGAUCCCACACAUGGAUGCCAGUGCUAGUUACCUCAGGCCCGCUACCCCCAAGAAAACACUCUUCCCCUCCACUCCAGCUGUUCAACGCCCAGUUGCCAUGGUUUCACCUAUUACACAGUCGGUUACCAAGAUGCCAGAACUCACUAAGAAAGCAAUCAUGACCCCGAGAUCACGCUUACCUAUGUUAGUUUUACAGUCGCCCAACAAGUCUUACACGGAGAGUGUCUUGUAAAGUGAUAUAUGCAUAUAGACUUGCAUAACACAACAACCACAAAAUGUGUUCAACUUGAAAAACACUACUCGUGCAUUUUGAUUUUUGUGAUAUGUGCAUAUAAACUUACAUAUUUUGACCACCACAAAUGUGUUCAGUAUUCAGGUACACGCUUUGGACAUGUGUUUUCUGAUCAUGCCUGCGUUAUUAUGUGAUUUGAAGUAAGAAGUGCAAAUAAGAUAUAUAAGUGUGUUAAACUUUCAAAGAAAGUGAUUUGAACAAAGACUUAGUGUCAAACGAAAUGUGCUGAAUAAUCCUAUAGGGUAUGGGAUACUAACUUAUAUUGAAAUGUAUAGUGGUCUGAUAGGCCAUAGUGCUGUUAAAGAGUUGUGUUCCUGUUAAAUGUUUGAGAGUUACACCAUUUCUUGGUAUUUUAAGAUUUUUAGUUCUUGUAGAGGGUAUGACCCAACAUGAAUGGAACCACAUUCAGAACUUGGACAGUUAAUUGCCUAGUCAGCUUUUUAUGAUACGUGAACAUGCUUAUUUAUGUUUGUCUGUGUAUAUUUCAUGUUGUUCUUCUUUUCUUACAUUCCUACUGAUUCUUACUUUGUGUUUUGUUCUGUAUGUUUGUAUUUGUCAACGUCUUACACUUCUAUUUCUAUAUGUUUGUGUUCACAACAUUUCAUGCUUUUGAUAUCAUACAGGAGUUAGUGAGGCAUAAAAUUAAGAAAACUUGCUGUUUGGUUUACCAGCUUUGAAUGUGGUUUCAAUUUCCGCUAAAUACAGUAUUUGUGUUCAGUUUUAAAACAAGUUCAGUUUUAACCUGUUUGGUUUUAGAACACGUUCAGUUUUAAAACAUCUUUGAGCAUUAAUAUUUUGAGUGUUUCUAGUUAUAUGUUUUUUUUCUGUUGUUAUAGUGCUAUACUUGUAUUAUAAAUACAAAUAAUUAGUUUGGUGUUAAGAAUUAUGUAAUAUAUGUAUAUAGAUAUAAAUUCUUAUGAGAGUAUAACUAUAAAAUAAAAAAAAAUAUCUAA
Molecule: messenger RNA, 3151 nt
Organism: Mercenaria mercenaria
Lineage: Eukaryota; Metazoa; Mollusca; Bivalvia; Venerida; Veneridae
Product: rho GTPase-activating protein 19-like
Exons: 9
Coding region: 378-2138 (586 amino acids)
Biological process (GO): signal transduction; regulation of small GTPase mediated signal transduction
Cellular component (GO): cytoplasm
Molecular function (GO): GTPase activator activity
Source: RefSeq, a predicted model, not a curated record